UUCCUCUGUUGAGUAAAAGCAUUGUAUGUAUCUGAGUGAUUUGGACUAAAAGACUUUAUUUAUUUAAGUAACUAUGCAAGCCAAAUGUUGGAUUAAAUUACCAGACACAAGGACCAGAACUACCUCGAGAGGUCUGAUUGCAACUAUUGUUGUUCUCUUUUUUGCUGUGUUAUGCUGCUUGUCACUUCUGGUCAUUUUACUGCAGCAAAUAAGAGAUCUACGGAGUGAACUGGCAAAAGUCCACAAACAACUUAAUGUUUUUAGCAAGAGGGCAAGGGUAAAUCUUGAGGAUGAUUCAGUGGAACAUGAACAAGAAAUGGAAGAUCUGUCCGAAAAUUUGAAAAAUAGCUAUAAUGCCAAAUCCCAAACAAAAGAGCAGUUAACUGGACUGAAUGAGAAGAGCUAUGAUCUCAGGAGCAUUUCAAGGAAAAGGAGGGAUGUAAGAUCCUGUGAAAGACAGAUAUCAUUCCUCCAGCUGAUUCCUAAUGCUAGGGAAAGCAUAAUUCUUCAAGCAGAAGAUUCAACCUUUAUUCCUUGGAUUGUGUCUUCAAAGAAGGGUGAGGCACUGGAGGCAAUUUCCAAUAAAAUAGUUGUGAGAGAAAGUGGUUAUUACACUGUGUACAGUCAGGUUCUUUACUAUGAUAACUGCAUGGCCAUGGGUCAUGUAGUCCAGAAGAGGAAGGCUAAUGUUGUUGGGAAUGAACAAUCUGUACUGACGCUAUUUCGCUGCAUUCAAAACAUGCCAAACAGUUCAGCCAGUAAUACCUGUUUCACCGCUGGAAUUGUGAAUCUUGAUCAAGGGGAUGAGCUGGAACUCCUGUUACCAUCCCGACCCAAUGCCAACAUCUCCAUGGAGAAAGAUUCAACAUUUUUUGGUGCUAUUCAAUUAUUACGAUGAGAUGCAUGCUUGUAUAUUUCGCCUAAUUUUCAAGAUUAACUUUAUAAUCAAAAGACACCAGCGUCAUUAAUCAAGCAGUUGGAUUUAUCUGCUAUCAUCACAGGUUGUGAUAUAUUUAUGGUACUAGGAUCUGCCAUUGUCCCUCACUUUCUAAGUUAUUUCACAAUCAAUUUAAUUGCAUAUUGCUUUGGAUGAAAUCUAAUGCUGUUCAGGUCCUUGUGUUUUAUAUUUUUCACUGUCUGGAAAAUAAAUUGUUACUUGCUUUCAUAAACCUAGCUUCCCAAUGCCACCAGUUUCUUUUGCAUGUGAUUUCUUGCAAGACCUUCGCAAAGUCAUGGCAAUAUUGUUCUAAUGAACUACAAGUCAAGUACAUCAUGGACAAAACAGGUAAUCAUCCUGGGAUUUCUCCAAUAUUUCACAUGGCUGUGAGGACUGAGAGAGUUAAUGGGAUCUUUAAGGAGAAACAGACCGUUCCUCAGGUUAAACAUUUCAGUGGCUCUCUUUUACAGUGUUCUGAGAAAAUGUACUGUACAUUUUGCGCGUGUAAUAUGUUGCACAGAUAAAAUGGAAAAUAUUGCAAAUAUUUUAGGCACAGCAAAAGCAAGGAUCUAGAAAAACUCUGCAUCAUGUGAAUCAAAAACUGUCUAUCACAUGUAACAUGACAAUAAGUUUUGAUACAAUUUACAUCAGCAACAUCAGUCAGCUGUGCAUCCAAUAUCCAGCAUGGGAUGAGCAGAAUUACCAAGUAAGGAUUGGAUAGACAAAAGUUGUUGAUAAUCUCUUUUUCCUGGCCACUGACUCUAUCCCUCUUCCCAGAAACUGUCUGUGCUGGAUUUGCUACAUUUGAUCUGAGUAUAUGCCUCUCAUCAAAUAUCUGCAUCACUAGUAAGGCUAAUAUAAAAUCAAAACACAGCCUCUCCAGAGAUCUGAAAUAAAACAGGAAGUUCUAGAAAAAUUCAACAGGUCUGGCAGCAUCUUUGUAGGGAAAAAUAGAGUUAAUGUUUCGAGUUCAAUGAAUCUUCUUCAGACCCAGACAGCCCACUUCCAUCUUUGUAACAUUUCCAAAAUCUGUUGCUGCCUCAUCUUAACUUCACCUACAACACUGUUACUCUUCACUCUAUUUAUUCCAAUAAUUUUGUGGCUGACCUCUCAUCUUCAUAUAACUUCGAGCUCAUCCGAAAGUCUGUUGUCCAUGUCCUAACUUGCACUGUGUUCAGUUCACACGUCACUCACAACUUUCCACAAUAUCUACAUUCUUCCAAUUGUACCACCGAUGCAUUCAUAAUUUUAGUCAGUCCACCAUUGUUAAUCAUGCCUUCAACUAUCAAUGCUCUAUGAUCUGCAAAUUCACAUUCUAUAUUGCUCUAUCUCUCGUGUUUCUUUAAGAUGCUCUAUUGUAGGCAAUAUAAACAGUAAAAGGGGAGUAAGAGGAGGAAUGGAUCCAAUUAGGGACUAACCAUGGGAUUUAUGAAUGGAUGUGGGAGGUAACACUGAAGUAUUAAGUGAAUAUUUGAUACCUAUUUUUAGCAAGGAUGAAGAAGCACUCAGCUGAUGCUGAUUGAGGACGCAGCUGAGGCAUAUGAAUUUGAUAAGGAAAUUGUAUUGGAUAGGCUUAAAGACAGGUUGAAUUGCAUCCAAAGAUACUGCAGGAAGUUAAAGUGGAAGUUGCAGAAGCACUGACCAUCAUCUUCAGAAUGGUAAGCAAGAAUAGGAGUCAUGCAAUGGACAGCAGCAACAUAUGAUACAAAAUUAGCUAAAUAUAGUAAACAAACAGUGGUGUGAAUAGUUUUUUUUGGGCUGGAGGAAGAUUUAUUGCAGAGGUCUGUAGGUAUCAGUGUUAGAUCCUUGCUUUCCUGAUAUAUAUUCAUGACAUUGACAUUAAUGUACCAGGCACAAUGAUAAAAUGUGCAGAUGACAAGUAUUUGUACGCAUUAAGAACUGGGAAGAUAGUACAGAAUUUUAAA
Molecule: messenger RNA, 2862 nt
Organism: Stegostoma tigrinum
Lineage: Eukaryota; Metazoa; Chordata; Chondrichthyes; Orectolobiformes; Stegostomatidae
Product: tumor necrosis factor ligand superfamily member 13B-like
Exons: 6
Coding region: 74-898 (274 amino acids)
Biological process (GO): immune response
Cellular component (GO): membrane
Molecular function (GO): receptor ligand activity; tumor necrosis factor receptor binding
Source: RefSeq, a predicted model, not a curated record